CGCACGAGCCGCGCAGACACGGGCCGAAAAAACGCCAGAAAGGAAAGAAAGCAGCCGGAUCAAAAGGCGGAAAGAGACGAGCGCGCCGCGCGCACGCAGGACCGCAGGUACACAGGUGGACGCGGGAGCGAGCAUCAUGGCGCUGAUCCCCUCGCAGGUGCUGCGGGUCGCCAUCCUGCUGUCCUACUUCUCCAUCCUCUGCCACUACAAGGCGCUGGACAUGCCGGCGCACCAGACCUACGGGGGCAGCUGGAAGUUCCUGACCUUCAUCGACCUGGUGAUCCAGGCGGUCUUCUUCGGGCUGUGCGUCCUCAUCGACGUCUCCUGCCUGCUGACCAAAGGAGGCGACAGCAGGGAGCAGGAGCGCCAGCUGAGGAAGCUGGUCGGCCUGAGGGACUGGAUGAUGGCCGUGCUGGCCUUCCCCGUGGGAGCGUUCGUGGUGUUCACCUUCUGGAGCCUCUACCUGUACGACAGAGAGCUGGUUUACCCCCGGCUGCUGGACAACUUCAUCCCCCAGUGGCUCAACCACGGCAUGCACACCACCGUUCUGCCCUUCAUCAUCAUCGAGAUGCGGACCACCAACCACCGGUACCCCAGCAGGUCGUGGGGUCUGGCGGCCGUGUGCUUCUUCGGCGUGGGAUACGUCCUCUGGACGUGCUGAGUGCACCAGGUGACGUGUGUGUGAGUCUACCCGGUGCUAGAGCGCCUCCACACCAGCUAGCUCGAAGAGUCCUUCUUCAGCGCCAUGAUGGCGGUGAUCUGUGUGUUCUACACUGUGGGAGACGUCCUCAACAGCUACAUCUGGGACCAGCCACACACAGCAAAGGUCAAAGGUGAGUGACCCUGGCCUGACUGUGCGGGUGUGGGAGUCGUCGUCGUGCCCCGCCCACCCAGGACAGCCCAGUAACGCAAAACAAGCGACCCUCUCUGGAAGUGAAAGAAUAACAGUUAACCUUUGAACUAUACAACAACAACAACAACAACAUAUUGAAAAAACUAAAUGAGCAGUAAAAUGUAAGUAUAGAAGGAAAGGUGACCAAUUGUUUUGUUUUGUAACGGUCUUUGUUAUGUGGAGGACAGUGGACAAAACACACAAACACACAUCUACAUCACACUAAAAACUACACACACGUCAUCAAUAUUUGUAAUCUGCUUUUCUGGUAUGAACUACUUCUCAAAGUGAAUCAUCUGCUUCUGUGAAACGUCUGGAGAUCCAUAACGUGUUGAAGACCAUCAUUGUUCAUCUCAUGUAUGAGGAAACAAAUCAAUAAAGCUGGAGUGGAAAAGUC
Molecule: messenger RNA, 1289 nt
Organism: Gasterosteus aculeatus aculeatus (three-spined stickleback)
Lineage: Eukaryota; Metazoa; Chordata; Actinopteri; Perciformes; Gasterosteidae
Gene: aig1
Product: androgen-induced 1 (H. sapiens)
Cellular component (GO): endomembrane system; membrane
Source: RefSeq, a predicted model, not a curated record